GUUGGAGUCAUUGCCACACCGACGAGCAGCAGCAGCUACCCACCUCGUGAGAGAGUUUAAGACAAGCAAAGGACUUCGACAGCAGCCGCCGCCAUGGCAAAGGAAGCUAAUGCCCAGACCAAAGUGAAAGUUGAAGUGGAAUCCAUUUGGAAGGCCGUGGCCAAGGACUUGAGGUUCAUCGCUCCCAAAAUUCUGCCUAGCAAGGUUAAGAGCGUCGAAGUGCUCGAGGGAGAUGGCUUCAGCGUUGGCUCCAUCAUGCGCUUCAACUUCGUCCCCGACAUCUCACCGAGAGGGUACCAGAACGAGAAGGUGGUAGAACUGGAUGAAGAGCGCCACCGCGUAGGGCUGCAAGUGGUGGAAGCCGGCCGCUUCGAUAUUGGUUUCAAGGCUUUCAAGAUCACCUACCAAUUCACGGCCCAAGGAGAGAAGGAGACCCUUGUGGACAUCAACCUCGCCUAUGAGAUGAACGAAGGUGCCACAGAAAUCCCCGCCGAAGAUCUUCUCAAAUCCCCUCUCACUGUCAUGCAGUGCUUCGAGGAUUUCUUGACCGCCCAAAACAAGUGAUCAUCAUAAUCGUCGAUCAAACACCCCCCGGGGCGCUGUUUAAUUGCUUAAAUAAUUUCCUGUGGCCCUCGCCUUUUUGUCUAUUUCAUGGGCUAAAUAUUGGCAUGGCAGGGCAUGCAUAUAAUAUAGCCGAUCGAUCAAAUCUACGUCGGUCGGUCUAUAUAUGAAUGACCCGCCGGCUACAUGCGUUGGUUCUCGUCUUGUAUUUGCAUUCCGUCUAGUCAACUCGAUUUUCUUGUACUCGAUUGGUGAGCACUUUUCAUUGCUACCCUUUCUCUCCCAAAAUCUCAAAUAAAAGUGAGUCGACCCAGUUACUUAAAA
This is a messenger RNA of Diospyros lotus (date-plum), 885 nucleotides long. RefSeq names its product phytohormone-binding protein-like. Gene Ontology annotation, biological process: defense response; abscisic acid-activated signaling pathway. Gene Ontology annotation, molecular function: protein phosphatase inhibitor activity; abscisic acid binding; signaling receptor activity. The record is from RefSeq and is a predicted model, not a curated record. The transcript is spliced from 2 exons. Gene Ontology annotation, cellular component: nucleus; cytoplasm. The coding region runs from base 94 to 564 and encodes 156 amino acids. NCBI's taxonomy places the organism in Eukaryota, Viridiplantae, Streptophyta, Magnoliopsida, Ericales, Ebenaceae.